AUGGGAUCCGAGGCAUUCAGACUCCCAGAAAGUGACGAGAAACUUGGAGAGAUAUCCGAGUCAGUGCUUAGAGUCAUAGACCCUGUUACCGAGCGCCUUGACCCCGUGGUCAUUGGCUCCGUGGUGAAAGCAAGCGACAUGCUGAUAAUAUUGUCCGAGGUGUCGGGCAAUGUUCUCGGAGAGCCUGGGGAUAGCGAGGAGGUAGGCUCAAAGGAUAACGAUCCGGUUGAAGUCGCUUCCGUCCCAUCAUCCCUAUCAGUCGCGGUGCUCGACACCAAACUCGUAGAGAGCUCCGACGUCGAGCUUGUUAUCAAGAGCGUGACUUUGCUACUACUACCACCAAUUGACAGCGAGGUCGACACAGAAAUGGCUUUUGGAUCCGAGGUGGAUGGCUUUAUAUUUGAACUGUCGUUUGAUGAGCUUAGUGACGGUGAAUUUGUUGAAACCGCCGCAGACGAGGCGAUGCCCGAGGUGGAUAGCUUUGUAUCUGAACUCUCAUUCGAUGAGCUUGGUGAUGGUGAGUUUGUUGAAAUUGCCGUGGACGAGGCGGUACCUAAGGUUGACGGGCCCGCGGAAAUGAAUCGGGAUGAGGACAAAAUGCCAGAUACAGUCUCGCCCGGGGAUGUGGUUAGUCGCUCAGACCCCUGCGACGCAUCCCGGGAAUGA
Messenger RNA from Neoarthrinium moseri, 666 nucleotides. RefSeq lists its product as uncharacterized. The coding region runs from base 1 to 666 and encodes 221 amino acids. The transcript has a single exon. The record is from RefSeq and is a predicted model, not a curated record. NCBI's taxonomy places the organism in Eukaryota, Fungi, Ascomycota, Sordariomycetes, Amphisphaeriales, Apiosporaceae.